Molecule: messenger RNA, 387 nt
Organism: Phytomonas sp. EM1
Lineage: Eukaryota; Euglenozoa; Kinetoplastea; Trypanosomatida; Trypanosomatidae
Source: the annotation of a GenBank genome assembly
AUGCAGAGAUCGAUGUACCUUCUCGUUAGCAUGGAGUCAAUAGAUAGGGGCGAAGGCAACCCAAGCAACCAGCUUAUCAAAAGGAACCCCCCUCCUCAGCGUGUGCGACGAGUAAAUUUUAGACAUAAUGUGUUAUGCGUCUUGCUGCUUGAAGAGUUAGUACGGAUUCCCCUCAAUAAAUAUAUAUAUCGUAAUAUUUUUCCCCUUCUUCUAUCUUUUCUGUCAUCCCCACUGGUGUCCGUCUUUUGCCGUAUAACCAUAUGCAAACCCAACCCACUGAAAAAGCUUUGUAGUAAACAAAUGAGGCGAUAUUCUUUAUUAAUUUCCUUACGUUCUCUUUUCGUCAUUGUCGUUUUCUUCUUAUGGGGUAGGACCCUCAUUUAUUGA